UAAUUGUCACAUAAUCAUUCAGAGAUAGAAUAGAAAUAGUUCUGUGUGAGUCAUGGAGGAGGAGGGGUCCUUUACCCACUGCAUUUGAAUUACUGCCUGCAUAUGGAGAGGCAGCUUAUUCCUAUCGGAAGCCCGGAGGCUUCUCUGAGUGUCCGCAACCUUUGCUGGGUCCCUCGGGCAAAAGGACCUUCGGUCCUAGGUGUGCUCGGAGCUGCAGCCUUAGAGUAAUCUUAGGCUGCUUCUUCCCUGACUCUGUCUGCCUCGUCUUGCCUCAGGGUCUGCCUGGGCUGGGAGGAUGGCUGCUUAGCCCUGCUGGGAGUUUCACUUCCUCCCUAGUUGGGGCUCACACCCACAGCAGGAGCGAGCACUGCCAGCCGGGGCUGUUUUUGUCCCGGUGGCAAAUGACCCAGCGAGCAGCAGGGAGAUCUUGUCCUGCUCACUCCCUUCAUCUCCAACCCACCUGGUAGUGGAGAGGCAGCUCGAAUGGGCAGAGUCGAAGCUAGAGAAAGAAAUAUGAGCCACUUGGACGACUCCGAGGGAGAAGCCGAGAAACUCCAGGAGUUGGGAUGGUAUCAUGGUAAUCUCACUCGCCAUGCAGCAGAAGCACUUCUUCUCUCAAAUGGAAGUGAUGGAAGUUACCUCCUAAGGAAAAGUAAUGGUCUAUACUCUCUGUCAGUGAGAGCCAAAGAGUCUGUCAAACAUUUCCAAGUAAUAUACACAGGCUAUUCAUUCAAGUUUGGUUUUAACGAGUUCUCAAGUUUGAAGGAAUUUGUCAAUCAUUUUGCAAACCAGCCUUUGAUUGGAAGUGAAACAGGCACCUUGAUUGUCCUGAAACAUCCCUAUCCGUACCAAGUAGAAGAGCCAUCCAUCUACGAAUCAGUCAGAGUUCACACAGCAAUGCAGACGGGAAGGACAGAAAGUGACCUGGUACCCACAGCUCCUUCACUGGGCACCAAGGAAGGAUACCUAACGAAACAAGGAGGUCUAGUGAAGACUUGGAAAACCAGGUGGUUCACUUUGCAAAGGAAUGAACUGAAAUACUUCAAAGACCAAAUGACACCAGAGCCAAUUCGAACACUAGAUCUAACAGAAUGCUCAGCUGUGCAGUUUGAUUACACACAGGAAAAAGUCAACUGUUUCUGCUUAGUAUUUCCAUACAGGACUUUUUAUUUAUGUGCAAAAACAGGAGUAGAAGCAGAUGAGUGGAUUAAAAUACUCCGAUGGAAAAUGUCACAAAUAAGGAAGCAACUGGCACAGGAUGGUAGCAGUAUGAGGUCUCAGUCCUUUUUAAAGCAAUCCCUUUCUGAAAAGUGAUGAUUGCUCUUCCCCAGAGGCAGGCUGCUUCCACUGUUGUAAAUGCUGAUGGACUUACAAGGAAAUCUAACUCCAGGGACAAAGAAUGGGUGCCUGGUUAGAUUCUCUGAGAAUACAACACAUUGCUGAGGCACAGAAAUGGCUGCUCUGUCCAGAUACUGCUAUCUCCUGGAAUUGGCACACUCAAUUAUUGAUUUGGUGGAAACAGGCAUUUGACAAUAAAAAUAGCUCACUUUUACACAGUGCUUAAAGUUUUGCAAAGCACUGAACACAUUCUCUUCUUUCAUUCUUAUAAUAUUCCCAUGAAGGAGGUGCUACUAAUUUCCCGAUUUUCAGAUGAGAAAACUGAAGCUCUGAGAAGUCAUAUGACCUGCCCAGAUUCAUGCAAUUAGUAAAUUCUCCAAAGUAGAAUUUGAACUUCUGGACUAUACCUUUGCUGCAUGAUAUCAUCUUAAAACUUUGGAAAACACUUCUCCAGAAUUCAAUGUUCUUUUCUUUCUGGUUGUGACUGCCAAACUUAGAAGAAUUAGAGUAAACAUGUUUAGCAGGCAGUUCCUCUAUUUUACCUAUCUGGGAAUAGGAUAACUUUUUUUUUUUUUGGCUGAGGCAAUUGGGGUUAAAUGACUUGCCCAGGGUCACAUAGCUAGGAAGAAUUUAGUGUCGAGACCAGAUUUGAACUCAGAUCCUCCCUACUUCAGGGCUGGUGCUCUAACCACUGCACCACCUAGCUGCCCCAUUCCUGUUUUUUUUAAAAUGAUGUUGUUCACUUUGUCCAACUCCUUGUGGCUCUAUUUAAGGUUUUCUUGGCAAAGCUACUGGACUGGACUGAUUUGCCAUUUCCUUUCAGUAAGCAUUUAUUAAGUAUCCACUAUGUUGUGAGAACAGUAAUGGGAAUUAGAACAGAUUUCAAAUAUUUUGAUAAAAAUUUUUUUUUCAAAAAUUAAAACCUGAAAGAUAACACAAAUUUACAGCUUUGAAAUCUACUUUUUUUUUUUUUUUAAAAAGAAUGAUAAAACAAAACAAAGCAAUAGAAACACUUUUUUAUGUUUUUCUAUGGGUGGUUGUCUAUAUAGUGGGAAAGUAUCAUGUCAGAAACCAACAAAUUAAGUAGCAUUUUGCUGGAACUUGACUGUCAAAAACAAGAGUUCCAUUGCAAGGAUUAAAUAAAUUCAUCAUGACAGAUUCUCCUUGAUUUAGAUCAAAAGAAAUAUCAAAGACUUAUUAUUUAUAGCUCUCUCCCACAGU
This is a messenger RNA of Sarcophilus harrisii (Tasmanian devil), 2559 nucleotides long. It is a transcript of the gene DAPP1, whose product is annotated as dual adaptor of phosphotyrosine and 3-phosphoinositides 1. NCBI's taxonomy places the organism in Eukaryota, Metazoa, Chordata, Mammalia, Dasyuromorphia, Dasyuridae. The record is from RefSeq and is a predicted model, not a curated record. The transcript is spliced from 9 exons. The coding region runs from base 484 to 1314 and encodes 276 amino acids.